AUGUCAGAAAGAUCAAGCAAAUCAGAUGAUUCAAAAGGGAUCGAUGUUUCCUCUAAACCAACACUGAAUGUCUUUGCGCAACCCCAUUUCAGAACAAAAACAAAUACUACACGUUUAUCUUUCAAAGAUUUUCAUAAAAAUGUUCCAAAUCCAAAUUUACAGUCUCCCAGUGACUCCUCACCAAGAUCAAUUUUUCAACUGGAUAGCUCUUCGGAUAUUUCAUUAAUUUCAAAAACUUUUCCAACAAAACAAGACAAUUCAGAAACAGAAUUAGAAGAAUGUACAACUGAACAAGAUUCUAUUCAAGAAAUUUCAACGAACGACGACUCAGCUGUAUUACCAGAAUUGAAUCCAUUAUGUCCCUCUCAUUCUGAUGAAGAGUUACCUCUACAAUCAGACUCUAUUCAUAUGAAAGACUUGCAAAUUCGACAAACAGACAUGGAAAUUAACGACUGUGAUAUUGAAUCAUGUAUUAUACAAAAUCCUCAGGAAGUUGAUCUAUCUUUGAAAGGCAAUCAAAAUCCUUCUUCAGAAGUUUUAUCCUCCUCAAGUAACCAGCUUGAUCUAUCAUCAGUUGAUGAAUGUAUGCCUAUUAAUGCGCAUACUUCAAAUGUCAUGAAAUCUUGUUUUCAAAUCAAUUCAAAGAAUCCGAGAAAUAACGCGAAAAUUGAUGACCUCCACAAGGAAAAUGAGGGAGACGAUUUGGGAAUUAUAAUUGAAGUUGCUCACAGAUGGAAAAAAGAGGUUUCUAGAAAGGAUUCCUUAAUCAAAGAACUGCAUGAUGAGAUUCACAGAUUAAAAAAAACCAUUGAGCAACGGGAUCAUUCUUUGUCUUUAUACAUAGAGCGUAUGUUCAUUGUAGAAGCGCUAAUAAAACGCCAGCAAACUUAUACUGAUCAUAAUCGUGAGAGAAUUGAGAAAAUGAAAUCAAAAUACUAUCUAUAUCGCAAUAGUUUAUCAAAUAUGUUGAAACGUAUGGAAGAAGUACGGGAUGAAAAAAAUCGAAUCGAAAGUGAAAUUGGGUCUUUAAAAUGUGAAUUUGAUAAACUUGUUACACAGCACAAAUCCAUUUCUGAAAGUCAUGCUUCUAAUUUUCAGUCACAACAAUCUCAAAUAGCGCAAAUUACUGAUCUAAACACCCAUCUCACUGAAUCUAAUACGCAACUUAAUAAUGUUAUCGCACAACUUCGUCAAUUGAUACAAGAUUCAGAUGCUAAGUCUUCAUGCUAUGCGUCUGAGCUUGAAUCUACGCGUGAAAAAUUGGAAGCAUUAUUACGUGAACGUGGUACAGAAAGAAUGGAACAUAUGAACAAAUGCCAGAAUAUAGAGUCAUUAUUAAAACUUUCUGAAGACAACAACAAAGCAUUGUCAACAAAUCGAAAAGAAAAUGAAAAGAGAAUUGCCCAGUUGGAAGUUCAAUUAAAUGAGCUCGAAUCUGGGCGCGAAAAAUUGGAAGUAUUAUUACGUGAACGUGAUACAGAAAGAAUGGCGCAUACGAACAAAUGCCAGAAUCUAGAGUCUUUAUUAAAACUUUCUGAAGACAACAACAAAGCAUUAACGACAAAUCAAAAAGAAAAUGAGGAGAGAAUUGCCCAGUUGGAAUUUCAAUUAAAUGAGCUUGAAUCUACGCGCAAAAAAUUGGAAGUAUUAUUACGUGAACGUGAUACAGAAAGAAUAGCACAUAUAAACGAAUGCCAGAAUCUAGAGUCUUUAUUAAAACUUUCUGAAGACAACAACAAAGCAUUAACGACCAAUCAAAAAGAGAAUGAAGAGAGUGUUAAUUUCAUUCAUUACUUAGUGGCUAUCGGAACUACCGAUAUUCCAGAUCUUGAUCUUAAUAUACAAUAUAAUAAGAUUAUACUCAAAUUUGAUCAAGAACAAUCUAGCAGUGAAACAAAAAUAGAAGAGCUGUCUAGGACUGUUGAGACUUGGAAGUCUAAAGCAGAGUCAUUUGAAUCACAAUUAAGUAUAAUUUCCACAAAGCAUGAUGAAUUACAAAAUGAACACAACAAAGUUGUCGAAGAGAUGAUCAACGUUAAUCGUCAGCAUAAUGAGGCUGUUGAUAAGGCCCUCAAUCGUGCUGCUUGUUAUUACCAAGACAUGGCAAAGAGGACAGCAGUAGAACAUGAAAAUGAUAUUCGCAAACGAGAUUGUAAAAUUCGUGAAGCCGAAGCCAAAGAAAUAGCAUUGACUGAAGAAAUUAAAUCCAUAAAAUCUAAGCUCAUUCGAACGGAAUUAAAUGAGAAGUCUUUACUACGUCAAUUGCGAUUGAGAAAAGGAUGUAGUGUAUGCAAUGUUUCUACUACUGGAAAUACGACUAAAGAAUUCCACAUUACGGAUAAUGCGAUAAAAGCUGAAUCCAACGACGAAUUAAAAUCGGGACCUUCAAAUGAUUGGUUGUCACCAAAUGCACAAACACGCGAUACCGACGGCUCUCAAUACACAACACGAUUGUCAGUUCCUUCAACACCUAGUACAUCGGGAUCAACACAGAUAGGCACACGAAAUCGCAAAGCUAAAUGA
Molecule: messenger RNA, 2523 nt
Organism: Cetraspora pellucida
Lineage: Eukaryota; Fungi; Glomeromycota; Glomeromycetes; Diversisporales; Gigasporaceae
Source: the annotation of a GenBank genome assembly